AUGUCCUAUGAUCGAAAAACACGAUACACCAUAGCAUCGCGACCAAGCACAUCAAAAUUUAACGGUGAAAAUGGAAACAGCUCGCCUCAAGCAAUAUUGUUGCAACGACCGCAAACCUCGAGAGUAUCAAACGUCGAGUGUCCCUGUUGUCGUAGAUUUUAUUCAGAGCAUUCAAUAGAAAUUCAUCUCAAGGUCUGUUCUCCGCGUAAAGCUGAGGAGGAGAGACGCAAAAAAGAGCUGGAACAACACUUGGAAAGGCUAAGUAGAAAACCGUGUAGACCUCCUGGCCACCCAUGCUAUAUAUGUGGGGGCCGUUAUUUAAGUAGCUCCUGGGACUAUCAUGAGACCAGGUGUACAGAACGAUGGCAUGCCUGGAAUGAGCUUCUUCCGAAGGAUUUAAAACAUCACGAGGGAAUCUUCAAACCUGACACGUCUGAAAAGGCCAUUACAGAUGUCUGGGAGAAAGAAAGGAACGCAGGAAAGCCCGAGUUUACUAAACUCGAUGCUCUAGAUAAGAUCUUUCUUGAUGCGAGUCUUGUAAACUCUCUGCCUGAAUAA
Messenger RNA from Rodentolepis nana, 558 nucleotides. Lineage: Eukaryota; Metazoa; Platyhelminthes; Cestoda; Cyclophyllidea; Hymenolepididae. The record is from the annotation of a GenBank genome assembly.